CCAGAGGGUAGGAGAAACCUACAGAGCAGGGGGCCAGGCUCCCCAGAAUGUGGGGACUGGGUCUGUAGUUAAGGGGCGGAGCUAAGACUGAAAAUUAGGAGUGUCUGAGGCUAUGUGCUUGAAUGCACGGGUAGGACCUGGAAACGGAGAAAACGAAGACCCGGGGCAAGACCCAGAAGGGGAGCGGUCGAACUGAAAAAAAUAAAGGAUUUAAAGAUUUUGAAACUGGGGAGGUUGGGGGGCAGGACACUAAACUAACAGUGUAUAGAACACGGAUUCUAAAGCUCUUUCCGAAACACUCUUUACUUCUUUUAUGACUCAGUUUCCUCUUCGGUACAUCGGAGAUGAUGUAAAAUAGUGGUAGCGCAUGGUAAGUGCUGUUUACUACUAUUUUUUCGUGACCCAGAUCCCCAAACGUCAUUUUGAAGAUACAGGAGAGAAGACACCCAAGAGUCCAAUCUCUUCUAGUAACUCGACUUGAGUGCAGGUCAAGGGUACAGGAAGGAGAUUUAGGUGGUUUAAAAUCUCACAGUGGAGGGGAUUAAUGGAGUUGGGGAGGGGGGGUAGGUGCAGAGGGUGGAGGCGUCCUGAUCCCAGGGCUGAAGAAUGGCUGCCUUUGCCCGCCUGCUGGAGCAUCUCCUCUGGCCAGCUUGCAAAAAACAGGAGGCAGAGGAGGAGGAGGAGGGGCGCAGGUCUCACCACGGGCCUCGGUCGCUCCUGGACGCGCCGCGAUGCGUCCAGCGGCCGCACGGGGGUGCGGCGGCGUCUUGCGGCUUGCGCUUCGGGGCCAGCGCUGUGCAGGGCUGGCGCGCGCACAUGGAGGACGCGCACUGCGCUUGGCUCGAGCUGCCCGGGCUACCCCCAGGCUGGGCAUUCUUCGCGGUCCUCGACGGCCACGGCGGGGCGCGAGCUGCCCUAUUCGGUGCGCGCCACCUGCCGGGCCACGUGCUAGAGGCUCUGGGCCCCGCGCCGGGCGAGCCCGAGGGAGUGCGCGGGGCGCUACGCCGAGCCUUCCUGAGCGCGGACGCACGCCUGCGUGCGCUCUGGCCUCGUGGCGAGCCGGGGGGCACCACGGCCGUGGCUUUGCUAGUCUCCCCGCGUUUUCUGUACCUGGCGCAUUGCGGUGACUCCCGAGCGAUGCUGAGUCGCGCCGGCGCCGUGGCCUUCAGCACCGAGGACCAUCGGCCCCUCCGGCCCCGGGAACGGGAGCGCAUCCACAACGCGGGGGGCACCAUCCGCCGCCGGCGCCUCGAAGGCUCACUGGCAGUAUCCCGAGCGCUGGGCGACUUUGCUUACAAAGAGGCUCCGGGAAGGCCCCCUGAGCUGCAGCUCGUUUCUGCGGAGCCUGAGGUCACCGCCCUGGCUCGCCAGGCCGAGGACGAGUUCCUGCUCUUGGCCUCUGACGGUGUGUGGGACGCGAUGUCUGGCGCUGCCCUGGCGGGACUGGUGGCAUCGCGCCUCCGCUUGGGCCUGGCCCCGGAGCUUCUCUGCGCGCAGCUAUUGGACACGUGUCUGUGCAAGGGCAGCCUGGACAACAUGACCUGCAUCCUGGUCUGCUUCCCCGGAGCCCCCAGGCCUUGUGAGGAGGCGAUCAGGAAGGAGUUAGCGCUGGACACAGCCCUGGGCCACAGGGUCGCCGCGCUGUGUUCCUCUGCUCAGGAGCCCCCCAACCUGAACACGGUUUUCUGGACUCUGGCCUCAGAGGACAUCCCAGAUUUACCUCCUGGGGGAGGGCUGCACUGCAAGGCCCAACUGGGGCCAGAAAGCCCACUGGCACCCACUGAAACUCUUCCUUGGACUUGGAGGCCUGACAGCUGUUGCCCUUUGAGGACCCUGUGCCCAGCCAGGGCCUCAAAGGAACUGAGGAAGAAGACUCCCCUUCCCCAGCUACACAGGCCAGCGGAAGGAAGACAACCCGAGGGAGGAACCCCAGAAUGCUUAUUUCCCCUUCUCCUACUUCCCUCUCACACAAAGUCUUAUGGGGAAAUUCCACCCAUCUGAACUUAAAAGGAAAAAAAAAAAAAAAAAAAACCCCACCCCAAACCAAAUCAAAUGCUUCUGAAAUAUUUUAAGCUGAAUGGAACCUUGAGUGAUAACCCAGUUCAAUAACCUUCUCUUCCCUUCCCAUUUUUUCAUCUGUUUUGGAGGCAGUUAGGAGAGAAGACUUGUUGCUAAAUUUUAAUGAUAUAACUCAAAAUAAAUUUCAUAUAUGUAUGUAUGUAUGUAU
Messenger RNA from Nyctereutes procyonoides (raccoon dog), 2227 nucleotides. RefSeq names its product protein phosphatase, Mg2+/Mn2+ dependent 1N (putative) (gene PPM1N). The transcript has 4 exons. Gene Ontology annotation, biological process: protein dephosphorylation. The coding region runs from base 607 to 2001 and encodes 464 amino acids. Gene Ontology annotation, molecular function: protein serine/threonine phosphatase activity; magnesium ion binding; manganese ion binding. Lineage: Eukaryota; Metazoa; Chordata; Mammalia; Carnivora; Canidae. The record is from RefSeq and is a predicted model, not a curated record.